Messenger RNA from Entelurus aequoreus (snake pipefish), 6694 nucleotides. RefSeq names its product post-glycosylphosphatidylinositol attachment to proteins 6 (gene pgap6). NCBI's taxonomy places the organism in Eukaryota, Metazoa, Chordata, Actinopteri, Syngnathiformes, Syngnathidae. Bases 63 to 2369 code for a protein of 768 amino acids. The transcript has 13 exons. The record is from RefSeq and is a predicted model, not a curated record. Gene Ontology annotation, cellular component: plasma membrane.
CGGAUGCCGGAAAAGCGGUGGUGUUUCCGGGUGCCGAUGACAACACUUGACACGACGGAAACAUGGGGAUUUAUUUCCUCGGUUGCCUGCUUUUCUUCGCCCUUUCAACGACGGCGCUUGAAGACAGUGGGGAGGUGACGUUCGUAUCCGAGUUCUCCUCCAAGCCUAAUCAGCAGUUGUCCAAGUACGGUUGGUAUGGUAAUGUCCGGUUGCAGAGCUUCCACAUACCUGAGGAGACUGCCAUAGCCCGCUGGCUCUUCACCGUAACCAAGGACCAAAAUUUUUACUGCCGACCGAGUAACGUCUUCAUCUACAUUCGGCAUGGCGCCCCUCCCGUGAUAAACCCCACUGGCACUGCGUUUCCCAACGCAACACUGUGGAGUCCUCCUCUCCUCGUGAACCUCUCAGUGACCGCCGCGCAGAACUCCGCAACAUUCAACUUGUCCAACCCUGCGCCCGGGGACUGGUUUGUUGCCGCCCACCUGCCAGAAGAUGACGGGCGCAUUGAGCAGAAGGGCUUUCCAUCUUGCACCUAUAUGUUCCAACCUCAGCUGUCAAUCAGAAGGGCAGUUGACACACCCAUACUACAACAGGGACAGUCGCUUCGACAGACUGCGACCCCUGACAGCCCUGCACGCCUCAGGUUGUAUGUACCACAGUUUGCCUCCUCGGUCUCUGUGUCUUUGGAUGAGUGUGCGUCAAAAGAGGGCACGGGAAGUGCAAACUGUUCACUGGUCCUCAGCCUGGGCUCAAAUUCUCUGCUGGAGGUCCCAGUUAGAGUGAACUGUUCGGGGAGGAGCUGCUCCGCUUCUCUCACCAACCCACCCUGGUACACCUGGUUACGAGUUGUGGUGGAGAGUGUUCCGGACAACCAGACUGCGAUCUUUAACGUCACGUCCGACUACACUGUGGGGUGUAAGCCAGAAAGCGUGGGUCUUGCAGCCGAUGAUGACUUCAUCAAUGUUGGCGGUAACAUCAACUCCUCAGUAGCAGCCAACAGCUCUGCGGGGACGGAGUCCAUCAGGGAAUCUCCGCUUUCGCUGCGGUCCGCCUGUGUAAGGCGCGUCCCAGUGCGCCAGGAGGAAACCGACAUUCUGUCUCUCAGAUUCACCCCAGCUCACAAUGGACCCAAUGUCAGCGUCACGACCACGCAGCCUACACUCCUUAUGUACCCGCUGCCGGAAACGGCCACUGGCGGCACACUCAACUUGCAGCUCACACUGAACACCACGAACACAACAUUGGGGAACGGCAGUAAUGUGGUGGCCUGCUUCUCACUCCACACGCCGGUUCUGAAGCGCAACGACUCUCAACCAUGCCGCACAGCUCUGUUUGGAGGGUACGGCCUUAUUGUGAACGUGAGCUCCCCCAAAGCCACGGUCCGUGUGUCUUUCCCCCAGUCAACAACAUGGUACCUCACUCUGCAGCUCACAUGCAACAGCACUGACUGUGAGAAUGUGUCCGUGGUGUCCGUGGUCCCGGAGGUUUUUAUCAGCGCCUGCGUGGACGACUGCGGCACAUUUGGUGAAUGUAGACUCCUGAGGUCCUACACCUACCUGUACGCCUCCUGUUCGUGCACGGCCGGUUGGAAGGGUUGGGGCUGCACCGAUAGCGCCACAGCGCUGUCGUUCAUCUUCCAGCUCCUGGGCACCCUGCUGCUCACGCUCAGUAACUUCUUCUUCGUACCGGCAAUCGUGGUGGCCAUCAAACGAUUGUACAUCACAGAGGCGGCCGUCUACCUCUUCACGGCGUUCUUCUCUACGUUCUACCAUGCCUGUGACCAGCCAGGUGAAGCCGAGUGGUGCAUAAUGCGCUACGACACCCUCCAAUACUGUGACUUCCUGGGGUCCAUCUGUUCCAUCUGGGUCACCAUCCUGUGCAUGGCUCGUGUCAGGAACACCAUGAAAUGUACCCUGUUCACGCUCGGGGCUUUGCUGAUCGCCAUGUCGCUGCAGCUUGACCGUAGGGGCCUGUGGAACCUGGUUGCCCCCAUCCUCUGUGCCUUACUCUUCAUGGUGGCUGUUUGGACGUACCAAGGGGUGCAGCGCCGCCAUUGCUACCCCCCCUCCUGGCAGAGAUGGGUCUUCUACAUCAUCCCGGGCCUGCUCUGCGCCGUCGUCGGCGUCUCCCUGUACAUUUUCGCCGAGACGGAGGAGAACUACUACUACACCCACUCGCUGUGGCACAUCCUGGUGGCCACCUGCGUGGUCUUCCUGCUGCCCCCCGCCGACAAGAACCUGGAGGCCGGCGGCUGGUCCAAAGGCUGGAGGCCCCAUUGGAAUUGGGACUGGAGUUGGGUUCGGACGACUCAGGUCUGCGGACACACGCUGUGGCCGAGCAACAAAGCUGAGUUCUACACUGUCUCGUAAACACUGUCACACUCUCAUAUGGGUUCUACUAAAUGUACUUGACACUCCUGUCAACAACGCCCGCUGCCUUUUUUAAGAAGCUCACGCUGGAGUUUAAAUACGCAACUUUGUAAACCUUAAUUACCUCCGACAACCAUAGAUUCAGGUAGCCUGACCUUGGACCUCGCGGCCAGAAAUGUGUACUGUACGUGGUUUAUGAAGCUCUUUUAUGCGCGUUUAGUAGUAGAUGAAUGCUCUAAAUCAGGGGUGUCAAACGUGCAGGUUUUAUCCGGCCCGCGGGAUGAGUUUGCUAAGUAUAAAAAACUGCUGUUCUAAAUGUGUCCACUAAAUGUCGCAAUAGCAAUUCUUUGUAGAUUAUGCUAUACGGCAGGGGUGGGCAAUUCAUUUUUACCGGGGGCCGCAUGAGCAACCUGAGCACUGCUGGAGGGCCACACCGACAAUAUUUCAAUUACAUUUUGCUCAAAUUAUUUUUGAUAUACCGUAAGAUAAAUAAUAAUAAUAAUUUAAUUUACCCUAACUUAACUUUAUACAAAAGCAGAUUGCUUUUGAUGGUUUUAUUUUUAACACUGUCUUACACAACACUUCCUGAUGUAUAAUACAAUGGAAAAAUGUCACUUUCUGUCACUUUAUCCUACAUCCUCUUUAAAAGUCCAACAUUUUUCCCUGUCAGAUUUGGACAACCAUCUGUUGUCACACCUGCCAGCUUGUCCCAUUUCAGUCCUAACAUGUCCAAACACGUAUUUACCUACACUACCGUUCAAAAGUUUGGGGUCACCCAAACAAUUUUGUGGAAUAGCCUUCAUUUCUAAGAACAAGAAUAGACUGUCGAGUUUCAGAUGAAAGUUCUCUUUUUCUGGCCAUUUUGAGCGUUUAAUUGACCCCACAAAGGUGAUGCUCCAGAAACUCAAUCUGCUCAAAGGAAGGUCAGUUUUGUAGCUUCUGUAACGAGCUAAACUGUUUUCAGAUGUGUGAACAUGAUUGCACAAGGGUUUUCUAAUCAUCAAUUAGCCUUCUGAGCCAAUGAGCAAACACAUUGUACCAUUAGAACACUGGAGUGAUAGUUGCUGGAAAUGGGCCUCUAUACACCUAUGUAGAUAUUGCACCAAAAACCAGACAUUUGCAGCUAGAAUAGUCAUUUACCACAUUAGCAAUGUAUAGAGUGUAUUUCUUUAAAGUUAAGACUAGUUUAAAGUUAUCUUCAUUGAAAAGUACAGUGCUUUUCCUUCAAAAAUAAGGACAUUUCAAUGUGACCCCAAACUUUUGAACGGUAGUGUAUGUGAACAAGUCAUUACCUGUGGUUGUCUCUUUAAUUGACUGCAUGGCUGCCAGCUCCUCCGUGAUUUGAAAGUCUGCAGUUAUCCCACGUAAGAAGAUGAGCAGCUGGGCGGUGUCACGUACAUCGCAGCUCUCAUCCAAAGCCAGUGAAAAACAGUCUAAGUCGGCCGUUCUGCUCUUCAGCUGAAGCUCCAAGUUUCCAGCGAUGGUCUCAACCCGCCUCGUUACAGUGCGUCGGGAGAGAGACACGUUCUCAAAUGCGCCCCUCUUCUCCGGGCAUAUCAGCGCAAGAGUCCAAUAAGCACCCCUUAAUAAACUCUCCGUCAGAAAACGGCUUACUUUUUCUGGCGAUUUUGUGAGAAAUGACUCCCCUUGCGCGCGCCAUCAGACAGAUUCCGGUAUUUUUCCUCGUGCUUCGUCGUGUAGUGGCGAUUCAAAUUAUAUUCUUUAAACACAGCAACCUGUGCACCCUCGACAUAGAUACUUUUCAAAAUGUAUUUUGUAAUUUAUGGUUGGCCUCACACGGGCCGGACAGGGACGCACAAAGGGCCGGAUGUGGCCCGCGGGCCGCCGAAUGCCCGGGUCUGCUAUACGGUCUCUAUAGCUGAAUUUUAGUUUCAUCUGACCACAGAACUUUCCUCCAGAAGGUCUUAUCUUUGUCCAUGUGAUGUCAGAUGAAACAAAAAUUUGAGCAGUUUGGCCACAAUACCCAGCAAUAUGUUUGGAGGAGAAAAGGUGAGGCCUUUAAUCCCAGGAACACCAUCCCUACCGUCAAGCAUGGUGGUGGUAGUAUUAUUAUGCUCUGGGCCUGUUUUGCUGCCAAUGGAACUGGUGCUUUACAGAGAGUAAAUGGGACAAUGAAAAAGGAGGAUUACCUCCAAAUUCUUCAGGACAACCUAAAAUCAUCAGCCCGGAGGUUGGGUCUUGGGCGCAGUUGGGUGUUCCAACAAGACAAUGGACCCUAAACCAGUGGUUCUUAACCUUGUUGGUGGUACCGAACCCCACCAGUUUUAUAUGCACAGUCACCGAACCCUCCUUUUUUUUUCAAAUUCAAGACAGUUAUUAUAUGUUCUUGGUAACACUUUAGUAUGGGGAACAUAUUCUAAGUAACUAAAGACUUAAUUUAGAGUUUUUUGGACACGAGGGGAACAUAUUCUAAGUAACAAAGACUUAAUUUAGAGUUAUUUGGUUAGGGUUACAAUAAGGCCAUGCCGAAUAAGGCAUGAAUAAGUACUUAAUAAUGACUAGUUAAGAGCCAAUAUGUUACUAAUUUGCAUUUUAAUAAGCAACUAAUUAAUGGUGAAUAUGUUCCCCAUACUAAAGUGUUACCAUGUUUUUUUACUGGUGCACAAAACGAACCGUGCAUGAACAUCACCUUGUUCAAACAACAAAACCAACACAGUGCAUAAACUCACGACAAAUUACACACUUGCAAAUCAGUCUGACUUCUUCUGUUGCUGUAUCCGUAAUACGCCGAUAGGGAGAAGUUUUUAUUUACACGAUGAGUCGGGUGUGUUUUGACCUCCGCCGAACCCCUGAGCCCGACUCACCGGACCCCUAGGGUUCGAUCGAACCCAGGUUAAGAACCACUGCCCUAAACACACGUCAGAAGUGGUAAAGGAAUGGCUAAAUCAGGCUAGAAUGAAGUUUUUAGAAUGGCCUUCCCAAAGUCCUGACUUAAACGUGUGGACAAUGCUGAAGAAACAAGUCCAUGUCAGAAAACCAACACAAUUAGAUGAACUGCACCAAUUUUGUCCAGAGGAGUGGUCAAAAAUUCAACCAGAAGCUUGUGGAUGGCUACCAAAAGUAAACUUUAGACCACGACUGUAUAUGUAAAAAAUAAAUAAACCACAUGAUAUUAGUGCACCAGUCGAUGGAAAUGAGCAAACUACAUAAAUAACAUCCUGUAAUUUGAUUUUGAUAUUUUUUUAAUCUUGAAGUCUAUCUUAUUUAUUGAGAAAAUAUAAAUAAUAAUGAUUAUUAACCGCAACAUGUAAGUGUAAAAAAACAACAACAUUAUGAUUUCUACAUUUUCAGAAUGUGCUUGUUCUAUUUUUAAACAAAGAAAACAAUCUGAAGUUGUCUUCACCACACCUAGUGUGUGUGACAAUCAUUGGUACUUUAACUUUAACUUUAACUUUAUUUUCAAGUUGUCGUGUCGUGAUUUUACCAGUCCGGCCCACUCGGGAGUAGAUUUUUCUCCAUGUGGCCACCCAGAUCUAAAAUGAGUUUGACACCCCUGCUCUAAAUAUUUAUAAAGCAUGGUUGUAAGGCAUAUGUGAGGUCUACCAGCUUGUUGAUAAUGAUCGCUGUAUCCUAUUCCUACUAAAAAUUCAUUUUAGCAAACUUUCUCACAGGUAUGUCGUCAUGUUCAUGCUGCACUCGACCACUUCGUAUUUUCCUAUUUUUAAAGCACUUUAUGUGAUUUCCUUGUAUAGAUGACAACAUAAUGAAUGUACAUUUAAGUGUGCCUCACCCUUUUUUUGGGCUGUUUUGUCUAGCACCAUAUUUUCCGGACUAUAAGCGGCCACUUUUUUCCCUCCCAACGCUUUGAAUCCUGCGGCUUAUAAAACGGCGUGGCUAAUUUAUGGGUUUUUCUUCGCUAACGGCCAUAAUGUUUUGUGUGCAACAAAUAGUUUUCAUAACAGAGACACUGAAAAGGUGCGUUAUUGUUUUUGCUAUGGCGCCAUCUUUUGGACGCCUAAACCUUUUGCCUCCAAGGGCCAAAAUGAAAAUGUGCUAAUGGUUCGCAGGCCAAACAGCGAUAUUUUAUCAUGCAACAACACCAGGAUUGAGGAAUUUAGCCUUAUACCGCCAUUUAUAAAUAAUAAGUAGUAGAUAUUGUCAGGUUCAAUAAAUGGCAACUUGUUAGCCUGUAAAAAAAAAAAAGAAAAAUCUAUAGAUUUUAGGGUAAAAAAAACUGGCAGCUCAGUCACCGUAAUUGUACUGUAAAAUUGAUGGGGGGUACACUAAAUUAAGUUGAAAAAUCAUUUAUGUUUUUACGUUUAAAUUCUGUUGACUGAAAUGUAUGGAGCCCCUAAAGGGACAUG